GGGCAGGGGGGCGGGGCGGCAGAGCUCGGCGGCUGGGCCUGGAGGACAGCGGCGGCGGAGGCGACAACAGUGACGGGAACGGCGCCGAGAGGCCGUGCGGGACCCGGGCGCCAGGAAGCGGAGAGAGCAGAGGUUGACUCUUCAUCACACUGAAACUAUAAUUAGGAAAAAUCCUUGUGGUUAACAGCAGAGGCUUCAGAGUGUAACCUGUAGUCGGGCCUAGAAAUAAUUAUAAAUGGCGACUGAUACGUCUCAAGGUGAACUCAUCCAUCCUAAGGCACUCCCACUUAUAGUAGGAGCUCAGCUGAUCCACUCGGACAAGUUAGGUGAGAAAGUAGAAGAUAGCAGCAUGCCGAUUCGUCGAGCUGUGAAUUCUACCCGGGAAACUCCUCCCAAAAGCAAGCUUGCUGAAGGGGAAGCAGAAAAGCCAGAACCAGACAUAAGUUCAGAGGAAUCUGUCUCUACUGUAGAAGAACAAGAGAAUGAAACCCCACCUGCUACAUCUAGUGAGGCAGAGCAGCCAAAGGGAGAACCUGAGAAUGAAGAGAAGGAAGAAAGCAAACCUUCUGAGGAAACCAAAAAGGAUGAGAAAGAUCAGUCUAAAGAAAAGGAGAAGAAAGUGAAAAAAACAAUACCUUCCUGGGCUACCCUUUCUGCCAGCCAGCUAGCCAGAGCCCAGAAACAAACACCGAUGGCUUCUUCCCCACGUCCCAAGAUGGAUGCAAUCCUAACUGAGGCCAUUAAGGCAUGCUUCCAGAAGAGUGGUGCAUCAGUAGUUGCUAUUCGAAAAUACAUCAUACAUAAGUAUCCUUCUCUGGAGUUGGAGAGAAGGGGCUAUCUCCUUAAACAAGCAUUGAAAAGAGAAUUAAACAGAGGAGUCAUCAAACAGGUAAAAGGAAAAGGUGCUUCUGGAAGUUUUGUUGUGGUUCAGAAAACAAGAAAAACACCUCAGAAAUCCAGAAACAGAAAGAAGAGGAGCUCUGCAGUGGAUCCAGAACCGCAAGUAAAAUUGGAGGAUGUGCUCCCACUGGCUUUUACUCGCCUUUGUGAACCUAAAGAAGCUUCUUACAGUCUCAUCAGGAAAUACGUGUCUCAGUAUUAUCCUAAGCUUAGGGUGGACAUCAGGCCUCAGCUGUUGAAGAACGCUCUGCAGAGAGCAGUAGAGAGAGGCCAGUUAGAACAGAUAACUGGCAAAGGUGCUUCGGGGACAUUCCAGCUGAAGAAAUCAGGGGAGAAACCCCUGCUUGGUGGAAGCCUGAUGGAAUAUGCAAUCUUGUCUGCCAUUGCUGCCAUGAAUGAGCCGAAGACCUGCUCUACCACUGCUCUGAAGAAAUAUGUCCUGGAGAACCACCCAGGGACCAAUUCCAACUAUCAAAUGCAUUUGCUGAAGAAAACCCUGCAGAAGUGUGAAAAGAACGGGUGGAUGGAACAGAUCUCUGGGAAAGGGUUCAGUGGCACCUUCCAGCUCUGUUUUCCCUAUUACCCCAGCCCAGGAGUUCUGUUUCCAAAGAAAGAGCCAGAUGAUUCUAAAGAUGAGGAUGAAGAUGAAGAUGAGUCAUCAGAAGAAGAUUCUGAGGAUGACGAGCCACCACCUAAGAGAAGGUUACUGAAGAAAACCCCAGCCAAGUCCCCAGGGAAGGCUGCGUCUAUGAAGCAGAGAGGUUCCAAGCCUGCACCUAAAAUCCCAGCUGCCCAGAGGGGAAAAGCUAGGCCCCUGCCCAAGAAAGCCCCUCCUAAGGCCAAAACUCCUGCCAAGAAAGCCAGACCCUCACCCUCAGUCAUCAAGAAACCAGGUGGUGGCUCUUCAAAGAAGUCUACAGCCAGUGUGAGAAAGGAAGUGAAAUUGCCUGGCAAGGGCAAAUCUACCAUGAAGAAGACUUUCAAAGCGAAAAAGUAAAUUUUAUAGGAAAAAAGGGUAUCAUGAUGAAAUUAAAAAUAUUAUUUUCUAAGGUCAGUGUGCAUUUGUUUUAGUUUUCAUGCUUUUAAAAUUACUUUGUUUACCUCCCUUAUGAACAUUGUGUGGAGGGAAUAUGAAUAAACCAGUUUAGGCAUUUCUUAGUUUUAGGUGCUGUUCUUGGUGCCUGCCCCUUCCCUCAGUCAUUUUAAUUUCUUCAAUAAUCCUGGACUUUCCUAAAGUGUGUAAUCCAUACUUGUAUUUUGUUCUCCCUACCCAAAACCCCAGUUGUUUUUAUGCUUUGACUUAUGUUUUUCUUCCAGUUUUAUCUAAACAUUUUGCAAAGAUUUUUAUAUUUGUGGAAAGCAUCAAGAACAGGAUGCUGGUCAGGGGCUAGAAGUAAAAGGAGGCAGGAUAGCACUGACUGAAUUGACGCCUCUUGCCUGGAGACUUCAGUGAUAGCUGUAAUAAUCUUAUUUAUAAAAACUGCUCCACUAACCCUUUCUCUCCAACUAUAAACACAGAGACAGCUUUGGGAAUAAGCCAAAACAGUAUGAUCUUCAUUAGAUUUUGAAGACACAUGACUCCUUUCAGCCACCUUUCACAUAGAUUAAUUUCCAGGUAUUUUUCACCAGCCUAGAGCAUUGCAUUCCCUGAACAGCAAGCACAAAUUCUAUAUACCACUUGGUUUUUGAGUGAAGAGAAAGUAUAGGAAUAUAUUGAUUGAGUCUGUGAUUUCUGGUCUUAACCUGUGUUACCAAAAAUCAAAACAAAUCUUGAUGAAAUGUUUAAAUUUUGUUUGUUUGUUUUUAAUAUUUGGAGCAUGAGUUGUCACUUCCUGUUUGCCUUUUUCAUAAGAAAAUGUUGGAGAGUUACAUCAUUGCUAAUGUAGAAAUGUUAAGUGGAAAAACAUGCAAUUUGCUAAAAUAAACUAGAUUCCAGAUUCAUCUGAGUUUUUUUCCCCUCCUUUCUUUCCAUAGCACUUUUUGAUAUCAAGCAAGUGGCUUCCUUUUUGAGAUACUAAAAAAAGGAAAAAAAGUAAAUGAAGCCCUACUACCUAACCCUUUCUUAUUUGUAUUGGUUUUAGUAUUGUGAAGUUGUGUUAAAUAGUACUAGCUUUCUACUUGAAAAAUACCAAUUUCUGGUUAUUUCUUUUCCCUGUGGCACUUGACAUUGUAAUUGUCUUAAACUUUCUGGAGUACAUCUUCUGGCCCCUUGAGUGCUGCCAGAGGCAAAAAAUGUUUCUUUUUCAUUCCACUUGCAUUGUUUCCUGGGAUCCCUUCUGUCGCCUGAAGUAUGGCUGAGAAAUGGACUUGAGAAAAGAUUGGCUUGAAUUAGAUCAUAAUCAUGUGUGAUCCCAUCAUGAGUUCAUUGGAAUUUGUGUUGCAUGUAAGGCAAUCUUUCCUGUUGUAAAUCUUCCUUUUUUUAUGUACAUAUAUUUUGAAAAAUAUGAAUAAACAUGAAAUUUUAAAAGCUG
Molecule: messenger RNA, 3371 nt
Organism: Otolemur garnettii (small-eared galago)
Lineage: Eukaryota; Metazoa; Chordata; Mammalia; Primates; Galagidae
Gene: HP1BP3
Product: heterochromatin protein 1 binding protein 3
Exons: 13
Coding region: 236-1897 (553 amino acids)
Biological process (GO): nucleosome assembly; heterochromatin organization
Cellular component (GO): nucleosome; chromosome; nucleus
Molecular function (GO): DNA binding; nucleosome binding
Source: RefSeq, a predicted model, not a curated record